This is a messenger RNA of Dunckerocampus dactyliophorus (ringed pipefish), 2791 nucleotides long. RefSeq names its product clathrin interactor 1-like. Gene Ontology annotation, cellular component: endosome; plasma membrane; clathrin vesicle coat. The transcript is spliced from 11 exons. Gene Ontology annotation, biological process: endocytosis. The coding region runs from base 112 to 1962 and encodes 616 amino acids. NCBI's taxonomy places the organism in Eukaryota, Metazoa, Chordata, Actinopteri, Syngnathiformes, Syngnathidae. The record is from RefSeq and is a predicted model, not a curated record. Gene Ontology annotation, molecular function: clathrin binding; phospholipid binding.
CAACUGGGCCGUGAAAAAGCUCCGCGUGCGAGCUGUGCUUGUGUGUUCCCGGAGAGCUGCAGUGUGUGUGUGCGCGCGGUAGACGCACUGUGGAGCUUCCAUGAGGAGAAGAUGCUGAACAUGUGGAAAGUUCGAGAGCUGGUGGACAAAGCCACUAAUGUGGUGAUGAACUACUCUGACAUUGAGUCCAAGGUGAGAGAGGCCACCAACGAUGACCCCUGGGGGCCUUCUGGUCAGCUGAUGGGAGACAUAGCAAAGUCCACCUUCAUGUACGAGCAGUUCCCAGAGGUGAUGAACAUGCUGUGGACGAGGAUGCUGAAAGACAACAAGAAGAACUGGAGGCGUGUCUACAAGGCGUUGCUGCUGCUGGCCUACUUGAUCAGGAAUGGAUCAGAGAGAGUGGUGACCAGUGCAAGAGAACACAUCUAUGACCUGAGAUCUUUAGAGAACUACCACUUCCUUGAUGAGAAUGGUAAAGACCAGGGCAUCAACGUACGACAAAAGGUGAAGGAGAUGGUGGAGUUCAUCCAGGAUGACGAUAGACUCCGGGAGGAGCGGAAGAAGGCCAAGAAGAACAAGGACAAAUACAUCGGAGUGUCCUCUGACAGCAUGGGAGGAGGAGGUGGAGGGAGCUUCAAGAAUUCUACUGAGCUGGAGCGCAGCAAGUGGGACGAGGACUGGGACAAAAGCCGGGCAGCGUUCCCCUUCAGUGAGAAGCUGGGAGAGAUCAGCGAGAAGAUUGGCAGCACCAUCGACGACACGCUCAGCAAGUUCCGCAAGAAGGAACGAGACGACUCCCCUGACAGGAUCAGCGACAACGAGGAGGACAGGGCAUCCAGAAACGGUCGUCAGGAGGCCCUCGAGUUUAAAGACGAGGAGGAGACUGUGACGACCAAGAGCAUCCAGAUCACCCAGGCAACAGAAACCACCACAACCACCACACGCAAACGCAGUGGCGGCCCCAGCACCAAGACUUUGGAUCUCGGUGCUGCUGCCCACUACACAGGAGGCAAGAGUCCUGAGGAGGAGACGUCUGUGAGAAAGUCACCCAGUGACUGUCUGGCUGACCUGCUUGUUAUCGAUCCGUCGUCCAGUCAGAGUUCUGCAGCAGCUGCCGCACCAACCAAUGGGAACACUGAAUUUGGAGACUGGAGCGCCUUCUCCAACCCUCAAACUUCAUCAAGCUCCGCCUCCUCCCAGCCAGUCACCGACCUGUUUAGCAGCAUACAGCCGCAAUCGGCGCCCGCCUCCAACCCUGCCUCCGUCCCGCCGUCAGCUGAGCUCUUUGACCUGAUGGGCGGGGUUAACCAGGCAAUAACCAAUGCCACGCUGAGUGCCUCACAGAGUUUGACCUUCUCUGUGGGAGGCGCAGCACCAGGACCAUGUGUCACUAUGCCAACCAUGCCGCUUUCUCGCUCCCAGCAGAGUUUGGGAGGUUUGGUGUGUCAGCCACCUGUUGGACUCAAGCAGAAGGUCGGGAUGGGAGUUCCGGGAUCUUUAGGGUCCACCUGGUCUGACCCGUCUGUCAACAUCAACCUGGACUUCUUGUCAUCCAGCCUCAACCCCACAAAGUCCCAGGCCACACUCAACCAUAUCCUGCAGCAACAAGGAGUACCUCCUGUCCACCUGAUGGCCCAGAACUUUGGAGGACUCAACCUAAGCUCGCCGCCUGACGUGACGCCCAUCAGACCUCUGGCCAAUCACAUGAUGGCGAACAGCACCAUGCCACCUUCAAUGACUUCAGGGCCCGUGGGAAUGGCCACGCUUCCGGUUAACGCUGGCAUGAUGGGAAUGAACAUGAACAUGAGCAUGAAUAUGGGCAUGGCUGCUCCCAUCAUGAUGGGAGGGAUGACCGGCAUGGGAGCGCCGGGAGUCGGAAUGGGCCUCACGCACUCUGUCACCCCAGGUGUUGUUCCGGCCAAACAAGAUGCCUUUUCCAGCUUUGGCAAUUUUGGAAAAUGAAUGAAUGUGUGUGCGCUUGUUGAAGGGUUGUUCUGCAUCUGCAGUCAGGACUUGCAUGCAUCUCUCUGUUGGGGGUCUUUGAAGGUCUAGCAAACAUGUUCCGUUAAUGAUAGUUACCACUCAGUGUUCUAUAUCCACUUUUCGCUCCACACUAUCCAGGACUUAAUGUGCUCGUCCUCACUAGGAUGCAUCAAAAACAUUUGAUGUUAUUUCUUCGUAUGUAUGAAAAUCAGACAGUUAACUGAUGAACUUAGACUUGGCUCCGUGAUGAACACAUCUGAUGAGUAUUUUCUGAACGGCUGCUUGUCUCACUUGGACUUGGUCAGACUCCUCUCCAAACACUGCCAUUUUCCCUCCGAACAGUCACUGUGGCCUCAGCAGAGACACACAGACGACACAAAUGUGCACCAGGAAACAACAUGGAUGUCAUCAUGUGGAUCAGUUACACUUGCGGCAAGGACAGAUAGACCUGAAGGAGAUUGUGUGUGUGUGUUUGGCGGGGGUGGGGUUAAGUGUGCAUGGAUGUAUGUAUCAUGUAUGUGUGUAGUCUGACUUUGACAUGCACACACAGCUAAGCAGAGCCUUUUGUCACUCUCUGAGACAGUGUGCUCCAAAUGACCAAAUCUUUAUUUUGUUACUCUCAGAAGGAUGAUUCCAUAGAUUUAACUUGAUAUUAGUUUACCUAUCUUCAUACAGGAGAGCUACUAAUAACAUUGUUCAGUUGAAACAAAUCAUGUUGUGUUCUUUUUUCCAGUGCACCUCGUUUUUUUAAUUGUAUAUUUCUGUACUUCAUCCUACAUUGUAUUAAAUUAUAACAUGAAGUUAGUAU